AUGUCGGCAUUCUGGCAGGAUCCCAACUGGGUGCUAACAUGGCGCAACACCACGUUGGAGAAGCACAUCGAGGCAACUGCUCGACGCUAUCCCCGGAGACUGAUAAGUGACCGCGCGACUUCACGGCACCAGAAGGCAGUCGAUACAGAGACUGGUCGUCUCGUGGGAUAUGCGCGAUGGAUACUGCCCAAGUCGUAUGCUACUACAGCAGAUGGUGAGCCGGUAUGGCCAGAGGCGCUGGGGCCAUUGGUUGGAAAGGAGGAAGAGGAGGAGAUUAAGCGAAUUGCGGAGGCAACGCCGUGGAAUCCGAGUCAUGACACUGAUGCGCUGGAUGAUAAAGUUACUGAGAUAAAGAACGAGCUGAUGCAAAAGAAGCAAUAUCUAUGUCUAGACUAUUUGGCCGUUCACCCUGAGAAUCAAGGGAAGGGAAUUGCUACACUUUUGGUACAGAGCGGCAUGAAAGAAGCAGCAAAGCUGGGCUUGGACAUUUUUGUGCUUGCGUUUAGACCUGCGUGGGGAGUAUACAGUCGACUUGGGUUUCGUGUUGAGCGGGAGCUCGUUCAGGAUGAUUCCAUGUAUGGAGGGGACGGCAACUAUGGUGUUCGGUACAUGAUUUACGAGCAACCUGUGAAAGCUGAGGUGUGA
This is a messenger RNA of Trichoderma citrinoviride, 645 nucleotides long. RefSeq lists its product as hypothetical. The record is from RefSeq and is a predicted model, not a curated record. NCBI's taxonomy places the organism in Eukaryota, Fungi, Ascomycota, Sordariomycetes, Hypocreales, Hypocreaceae. The transcript is spliced from 2 exons. Gene Ontology annotation, molecular function: acyltransferase activity, transferring groups other than amino-acyl groups. Bases 1 to 645 code for a protein of 214 amino acids.